CAGAGGGUUUGUGCCUGAACGGUUUCAUCUUGAAAUCACAAACAUUAUCUUUGGCAUUCAUCAGCCUGUUUAAUAACUGCAGUAUUCUUAUUGCAGGUCCUUUCUGCAUUUAUGGUCACAUGAUCGACAGCGCAGCAGGCCAGAUGCCGGUGAUGGAGGAGCUUGUCAGUGAGAGCAACAGCAUGCCAAAGCGGAUGGCUCUGAUCUGUUUCCUGUCUCUGGUCAUGCUGAUGAGCAUCCUGGGAAACAUGCUGGUGAUGGUGGCCGUCUGCAAGGACAGACAACUCAGGAAAAUCAAGACCAACUACUUCAUCGUGUCUCUGGCGUUCGCCGACUUGCUCGUAUCUGUACUGGUGAUGCCAUUCGGCGCCAUUGAGAUGGUCCACCAGCAUUGGAUCUACGGCGAGACCUUCUGCCUGGUCCGGACCUCGCUGGACGUCCUGCUGACCACUGCUUCCAUACUGCACCUGUGCUGCAUCGCCCUGGACAGGUACUACGCCAUCUGCUGCCAGCCGCUGGUAUACCGGAACAAAAUGACGCCCAUGCGAGUAGCUGUGAUGAUUGGCGGCUGUUGGGUCAUUCCCACCUUCAUCUCGUUCCUGCCCAUCAUGCAGGGCUGGAACAGCAUCGGCAUCGACCACGUGAUUGAGCAGCGGCGCUACAGUGAGGGCAGCAACUCCACAUCCUGUGUCUUCAUGGUCAACAAGCCAUACGCCCUGACCUGCUCUGUGGUGGCCUUCUACAUCCCCCUGUUCCUCAUGGUCCUGGCCUACCAGAGGAUCUACAUCACAGCGCGAGCACACGCCUUGCAAAUCAGCAUUCUACAGCGGGCGGGAGGAGCUGGGGCAAACGCACCGACUCAUUCUGGUGCCAGCCCCGCCAGCGGGAUGGCAUCAGACUCUGCUGACCACCAGCGCAACCACCGAAUGCGAACAGAAACCAAGGCAGCAAAGACUCUGUGCAUCAUCAUGGGGUGUUUCUGCCUCUGCUGGGCGCCGUUCUUCAUCACCAAUGUGGUGGACCCCUUCAUAGACUACACGGUGCCCGACAAGCUGUGGGCGGCCUGCCUGUGGCUGGGCUACAUCAACUCCAUGCUGAACCCCAUCCUCUACGCCUUCCUCAACAAGUCAUUCCGCCGUGCCUUCCUCAUCAUCCUGUGCUGCGGGAGGAAGAGGUACCGCAGGCCGUCCAUCCUGGGCACCAAUGCUCCCUGCACAGCGACACAGAUCAACGGCUCCGCACAUGUACUCAACGGCUGCUCCUCUGCCUCCAAGCUGCUGCUGUGGUUCUGCAACACCAGGCCCGUGCCUGUCUAGCUGCUGUUUGUGUCGAGCAUCUUCGAGCUCUAUCAAGUGAGUCUG
Molecule: messenger RNA, 1361 nt
Organism: Thalassophryne amazonica
Lineage: Eukaryota; Metazoa; Chordata; Actinopteri; Batrachoidiformes; Batrachoididae
Gene: htr4
Product: 5-hydroxytryptamine receptor 4
Exons: 6
Coding region: 120-1316 (398 amino acids)
Biological process (GO): regulation of appetite; chemical synaptic transmission; adenylate cyclase-activating adrenergic receptor signaling pathway
Cellular component (GO): plasma membrane
Molecular function (GO): G protein-coupled serotonin receptor activity
Source: RefSeq, a predicted model, not a curated record